Balaenoptera acutorostrata (minke whale) is the source of this 4477-nucleotide messenger RNA. RefSeq names its product salt inducible kinase 1 (gene SIK1). Gene Ontology annotation, molecular function: tau-protein kinase activity; ATP binding; protein serine/threonine kinase activity. The coding region runs from base 136 to 2493 and encodes 785 amino acids. Gene Ontology annotation, biological process: intracellular signal transduction; microtubule cytoskeleton organization; protein phosphorylation. Gene Ontology annotation, cellular component: cytoplasm. The transcript is spliced from 14 exons. Lineage: Eukaryota; Metazoa; Chordata; Mammalia; Artiodactyla; Balaenopteridae. The record is from RefSeq and is a predicted model, not a curated record.
GCGCGGCCCGGGCGGCAGGCGGCCGAGCAGCGGGCGGCCGGGCAGCGCGAGAGGCCGAGCGGGCGGCGGGGGCCGCGGAGCGAGCGGCGUCCCGCCCUCGGCUCUCCGAGGGCGGCGGAGGUGCGGCCCGGAGCCAUGGUGAUCAUGUCGGAGUUGAGCGCGGCCCCCGCGGGCUCGGGCCAGGGACAGCAGAAACCCCUCCGGGUGGGCUUUUACGACAUUGAGCGGACCCUGGGCAAGGGCAAUUUCGCGGUGGUGAAGCUGGCCCGGCAUCGAGUUACCAAAACGCAGGUUGCAAUAAAAAUAAUUGACAAGACACGAUUAGAUUCAAGCAAUUUGGAAAAAAUAUAUCGUGAAGUUCAGAUCAUGAAGCUUCUGAAUCAUCCUCAUAUCAUAAAGCUUUAUCAGGUUAUGGAAACAAAGGAUAUGCUUUACAUUGUCACCGAAUUCGCAAAAAAUGGAGAGAUGUUUGAUUACUUGACCUCCACCGGGCACCUGAGCGAGAGUGAAGCCCGCAAGAAGUUCUGGCAGAUUCUGUCAGCUGUGGAGUACUGCCACAGCCAUAACAUCGUCCACCGGGACCUCAAGACCGAGAACCUGUUGCUGGACGGCAACAUGGACAUCAAGCUGGCAGAUUUCGGGUUUGGGAAUUUCUAUAAGCCAGGGGAGCCUCUGUCCACGUGGUGUGGGAGCCCCCCAUACGCAGCCCCGGAGGUCUUCGAGGGGAAGGAGUACGAAGGCCCCCAGCUGGACAUCUGGAGCCUGGGUGUUGUGCUGUACGUCCUCGUCUGCGGGUCUCUUCCCUUCGACGGGCCUAGCCUGCCGGCCUUGCGGCAGCGGGUGCUGGAGGGCCGGUUCCGCAUCCCCUUCUUCAUGUCUCGAGACUGUGAGACGCUGAUCCGCCGCAUGCUGGCGGUGGACCCCACCAAGCGCAUCACCAUCAGCCAGAUCUGGCAGCACAGGUGGAUGCAGGCCGACCCCGCCCUGCGGCAGCCGACCUGCCCGGUCUUCUCCUUGCUCGGCUAUGCCUCCAGCUUGGGCAGCUAUGACGAGCAGGCACUGGGCAUCAUGCAGACGCUGGGCGUGGACCGACAGAGGACCGUGGAGUCGCUGCAGAACAGCAGCUACAACCACUUCGCGGCCAUUUAUUACCUGCUCCUGGAGCGGCUGAAGGAGCUCCGGCUCGCCCAGCCGCCGGCCCGCCCCGGCCACGCCUGGCAGCAGAGGCCCCGGAGCUCGGACCUCAGCGCAUUUGAGGUGCCUCAGGAAGGCCCACCCGGCGACGCUUUCCGCUCCGCCCUGCUCUGCGCGCAGCCCCAGGCCUUGGGGCAGUCCGUCCUGCAGGCUGAGAUUGACUGUGACCUCCACAGCUCGCUGCAGCCCUUGCUCUUCCCCGUGGACACCGGUUGCCGCGGGGCGUGCCGGCGGCGCUCCGUCUCCCCCAGCAGCCUGCUGGACACGGCCAUCCGCGAGGAGGCCAGGCGGGGCCCGGGCCUGGACGAGGAGCAGGAGACACGGGAGCCCCCACCUGGCAGCACCGGCCGGAGGCACACGCUGGCCGAGGUCUCCACCUGCUUCUCCCCGCGCAUCCCUCCAUGUAUCGUCGUCUCACCCUCCGCGGCCAGUCCUUCCGAAGGCACCAGCUCCGACAGCUGCCUGACCUCUGCGGGUGACGGCCUGGCUGGGCUCAGUGGACACCUGGUUGCUCAGGGGCUGCUGAGUGCCUGCUCCCCGCUCAGACUGGCCUCGCCGCUCCUGGGGACCCGGUCCGCCACCCCAGUGCUGCAGGCGCAGGGGGCCCUGGGGGGAGCCGCCCCGCUCCCCGUCAGCUUCCAGGAGGGCCGGAGGGCGUCGGACACCUCUCUCACUCAAGGGCUGAAAGCCUUUCGGCAGCAGCUGCGGAAGAACGCGAGGACCAAAGGCUUUCUGGGGCUGAACAAGAUCAAGGGGCUGGCUCGCCAGGUGUGCCAGCCCUCCUCCUCCAGCCGGACCUCGAGGGGCGGCCUGAGCGCCUUCCAGCUGCCCGCACAGAGCCCGGGCCUGCUCGGCGGCGGGGCCGGCGGCCGGGAGGGCAGGAGCCUGCUGGAGGAGGUGUUGCACCAGCAGAGGUUGCUCCAGUUACAGCACCACCCGGCGGCCCCACCCGGCUGCCAGCCGGCCGCCCAGCACCCCCCAGCCCCCCUGGUCCUCGCCCCCUGCGACGGCACCCUCCUCGUGUCGGGACUGCAGAAGGAGCUGGGGCUGGGGCCCGGCCCGCUGCUGCCGCCCCCCCUGCUGCAGGCCGGGGGCUCCCCGGUGGCGUCGGCCGCCCAGCUCCUGGACGCCCACCUGCGCAUCAGCAGCUCCACGGCCCCCGGCCCUGCCGCCGCGGCCCCCCAGCCACGCUUCGCCACGCUGUCCCCGAGCCUGGAGCCCGCGGGGCUGCCCCAGGGAGACUGUGAGAUGGAGGACCUGACCUCCGGCCCGCUGGGCACCUUUGUCUUGGUGCAGUGAGGGGCCCGGCCGGGCUGUGACUUCUCGAAGCAAUAAUUUCAGAGUAUGUGAAGACGUUUCCGGACUCAAAGCCAAGAACUGUUCAGAAGGAAAACAAGCAAUACGUUUGGUGUUUUGGCUUUUUAGUUUAUUUUUUGUUUGAUUUUUUUUUUUUUUUUUUCCCUUGCACUGAGCAACUGUAACUCCGAGUAGGGACUGGAAACUUUUUGAAGAAAAAUAAUAAUCCAGGGGCCUGUCAUUGGGGCGGGUGGAUGGAAGCGGGAGGAGGGCAGCGGGUGGAGCUGGCAGCACUGUGGUCGGGGUCACGGGGGGGGGGGGAGGGGGUCGCCGAUUGCCCCCAGGAAACCGUGGUGUGAGCCGUGCGUCCCCAUCGCGUGUGUGUGCGUGUGCAUGUGUUAGUGGGUUUUUUUUAGUUCACAAUUCUCCACUUCCUGAAACACUUAGGCUUCACUUGAAAACUGUGAACUUUCUGCUUUAUGUAUCAGUUCUUGAAAAGCUCUAACGUCCAGCCCAAGAGAAGAUAAUCUAUAAAUUCACGGAAUUCUCUCCCCUAAAAUCAGAACCCAGAGGAUAGUUUUUCUUAUUUUAGAGGAGACGUUUUAUAAACUGCUCGGGAGUUGGUUUUCCAGGAUUCUUCGGAGGGGCUGCAAAGAGGAACCUGGGUGGGGUGGGGUGACCGCGAGGUGGAGGCUCCCCGCCCCCUGCCCCGGUCACUCGGCCUGGAGCCCCAGGGCACCUUCGAGGGAGCUGGGGAAGUCUCUUCCUCCUGCACCUCUUAUUUCCGCUGCUAAUUAAGUUUUUAUGCAUUUCAUUAUCAGGGUCCAAAAAGAACAACUGACUUGGGGUGGAGGGGGGAUCGUGCAAUAUGGCGAUUCUGUGAUGCUGGGACAGGGAUGGGCCGCUUGCGGUCGGGGGACGGCCCACCUUGCCCAGGCCCUGUGCUUGGUGGGCCUUCGUUUUAGGAAAAAGAAGUGAGAGGUCAGUGCUGUUCAAGCUUUGUUCUUUUUUUAAAGCGAAUACUGUACAUGUAUAUACAUAGGAGACAAACAUACACUACUUAUUUUUUAUACUUUUUACUACGUUUUUGUGUUCCUGGUUUGAACUUCCCUCUCUGGUAACGGAACAAAGCUCUGGCACCGGGUCCGUGUGGAGGCGGGGCCGGCAGGGAGCAGACCAGGCGCACGCUCACCUGGCAGGUGAACUCAGGUGGUGGCUCGGUCCGUCGGAGGCCGCUGGGCUGAGCAGGAGGACCGCUCCUCCCCAUCCCUGUGGCCAGUCAGUGCCGUCCCUUUACCAACGUAGGUGCCUUCAGCUCGUGUCGGCUCUCGCAGCCUGCAGCGUUAGGCCCAGGUGAUGCCGAACCAGGAAGGUGGCACGUGUAGAAGCCAAAGAUUGCCGGCUCCCCAGAGGCCGGGGAGGCGGCCCGGGUCUGUGCGUGUGGGCAUCUCCCACUGGCCCCGCCGCCGCUGCUCUGUAGCUGUGUCCAGGAGCGGGACAAAGGACUGUCCUUGCACCUGGCUGCCAAGAAGUCACCAAAGCCUCCCGUGACUAGGAAGGUUUGGGCCAGGAGAGCGCCGGAGGCCCCGGGGCGCCAGUCUCGGCCUCCACCUUCUGGAGGCACCGUCGACUCCCCCGAGGCCGCUUCCCUCCUUAACGCACCUGUUCUAACGCCAUUGAUCAAAGGCCUCAGAACCACGACAAGCACUUUACUCUCAGCGGUUUCCUCCCGUCACCGUCAGACGUGUGUCGUGUUGUGUCCGGUGUUGGCGACGCGUGUGCUGCGGGUUUCUCAGCGGCGCGGUCCCGCGGACCGGACGCAGGAGCCUGUCCCAAGGCACCACGCCAUCUGAUGAAGAUGUACAUAGUUUGGGUUUUUUACCAUAACUGAAUUAAUUAUUUUAUUUCAUAUGUUCACGUGAGAAAUGUAUGCCAAAUGAUUAGUGGAUGUAUGUUUUUUAAUUUAAUAUUUAAAUAAAACAUUUGG